Messenger RNA from Chlamydomonas reinhardtii, 1560 nucleotides. RefSeq lists its product as uncharacterized. The record is from RefSeq and is a predicted model, not a curated record. Gene Ontology annotation, cellular component: nucleus. Bases 235 to 1272 code for a protein of 345 amino acids. The transcript has 5 exons. Lineage: Eukaryota; Viridiplantae; Chlorophyta; Chlorophyceae; Chlamydomonadales; Chlamydomonadaceae.
CGUGAUUGUUGUCAGCUUAGCUGGUUUUGGACAAGGUUUGAUCCUUUUCCCGCGCUGGGCACUGACACGACUUGACACGACUACUAACACGCUGCAUACUAUGCGUCUUUUGCAUGGCCAUUAAGAUGUGACGCGCUGGGCAGCAAGUUUUGACCGGGCCCCCGAGCUUUAGUCUUUGCGCACCUUGUUACCGCACCUAUUAGCUUUACUAGGCUCGUUAUACAGCCGUGCGUCAUGGCACUUCACAAUUCAGCGAACGUCAUGUAUCUGGAGUCUUUCGUGGAGAGCACAGGCACGCUACCGACGGAGCUACAGCGUAUUCUAAACACCAUUAAAGCGCUAGAUGAGAAGUGCAACGACCUGUCAGCUGAGGUGCAGGCCAACACCAGCGCGCUGGUCAGCCUGCCCCCAGCCUACCAGCAGCCCGGCCCCGAGUAUGACGAGGUGCUCAACCGGGUGGCCGCCAGCCAGAAGCUGCUGUUGCAGUUCGCGGAUGAAAAGGUGCAGCUGGCGCAGCAGGCGCACGACCUGCUUGAGAUGCACGCACUGGAGCUGGAGCGCGUGACGGACGACCUGGAGAAGGAGUUGCGCAAGAACAACCCGGACGGCGGUCUGGACUACCUGCAGGACUUUACUCUGGACACGGGCCGCGGCAAGACGCCCCGACUGGACGAGUUCAACAUGUCGCUGCAGCAGGAGCUAUCGCUGCCGCCGCCGCCCGCGGCCGCGCCUGCUGCGGCGCCCAAGAAGGCGGCAGCGGCGGCCAACGUGGCCAGCAAGGGCAAGCGGCCGCGAGACGAGGACGGCGGCGGGGGAGGCGGGGCGCCCACCCCAGCCGGGCAGCAGGUUAAGAAGAAGGCGGCAGCGGCAUCCAUGCCGCUCAACUCACAGCCAUCCACAUUCGAGGAGUACCAGAUCGAGGCGCUGCCCGCCUACGAGGAGCCGGGGGCGGCGGCGGAGGCCAACAACCCAGUGCCCUUCAUGCGCCCGCCGCCAGCAGGCUACAAGGCCUCCUCCAGUCGUCCCCAGGCCAGCACGGGCGGCAACGUGCGCUACCUGAUGCUGGAGGACAUUGGGGACGGGCUGGUGGGGCGGCACGCGGAGCUGUUCUGGCCAGAUGACAACCUGUGGUACCUCAUCGAGAUCCAGGAGGUGUAUGCAGCGCAGCGGGAGGCGCGAGUGUUAUACAGCACAGGCGACUUUGAAACACUCAGCCUGGAGGAGACGGCCAGAGACAUGCACAUGGUGCUCAUCCCGGACCAGCUGUACUGAAGACUGCGGCUGGAAAGCGACGGCGGAAAGCACUGUUGGGCGUAAAUGAUUUGUGGGGUGUUGGUGGUCAGGCUGAAUCAUCUCACACGUGUUGUCAGGGCCGGGGGCCAGGCAGGUGUGCCGGCCUACACGGCAGGUGCAUGACAACGAGCGGCACGAGAGUGUAAGGGGACCAGGAGGCAGCAAGCUCGGCUGGGGCAAUAGUGAGGAGCCAGAUGGGGCAAUGUAUGUGUGCCCGUUCGGCCAUGCCCAUGCCAAACCCGUAGCUAAACGCCUCGUUGCCGGGGG